CCCUCGGGUCAUGAACCCUUCUUUCCCGCGCUUUACGAUCACGUUGUUUAUAAAGACACAAUAAACAGGAUGGCGGAAGAAACAUCAUCGGAUCCCUUCUCCACAGCAACAAGCCCUUCUAGACCCUCAUCAAGAGGCAGAGGAGGGAGGAGAAUUGACCCCAUCACCUCAAGUCCGGGGCGUGAUCUACCCCCAUUUGAGGAUGAGUCGGAACUCCUGGGAGAUCCGGCAGGAGAAGAGGAAGAACAAGAUGGAGAGGAACUCUUUGGUGACCAACUAGAACAGGACUAUCGAGUAAUACCAGCUCUAGAUGUAUAUGAUCAGGAUGGCAUGGACGAUGAUGGAGAUUUCUCAGAUCUGUCCGAGACGGCAAGGCAAGCUGCUGAAAGAGAAAUACGGCAGAGGGAGCGAGAGGAAGGAAUUCUUACAGGGCGCAUGAGGAGAGGAUUAAUGUAUGAGGAAUCUGAUGAGGAAGAUGAAUCUGCCCCCAGGAAAAGGCGACGGGCUGAACGAGCUGCAGAGGGAGAAAUGGAUGAUGAUGAAAUGAUUGAGAGUAUUGAAAACCUUGAAGACAUGAAAGGACACACUGUUCGGGAAUGGGUUUCCAUGUUAGGACCCAAGACGGAAAUAAAAAACAGAUUUAAAAACUUCCUGCGGACAUUUGUCGACUCCAAAGGCCAUAAUGUGUACAGAGAAAAAAUUCGACAAAUGGUGGAAGCCAAUAAAGAAAGUCUGAUCAUUGAUUAUAACUUGCUGGCAUCAGUAGAACAAGUGUUGGCCUAUUUCUUGCCAGAGGCACCAACAGAAAUGUUACAGAAUUUUGAUGAGGCUGCAAAGGAAGUGGUGUUGAGCAUGUACCCCAACUAUGAGAAGAUCGUCAAAGAAAUACAUGUGCGGAUUGGGGAGCUACCUCUGAUAGAAGAACUGCGUUCUUUACGUCAGCUUCAUUUGAACCAGCUGAUCAGAACUAGUGGUGUUGUGACCAGCUCUACAGGUGUACUACCCCAGCUCAGUGUCAUCAAAUAUGACUGUAACAAAUGUAACUUCAUCCUUGGUCCAUUUUACCAGUCACAGAACAACGAGGUGAAACCAGGCUCAUGUCCCGAGUGCCAGUCUACUGGACCCUUUGAAAUCAACAUGGAACAGACAAUUUAUAAAAAUUAUCAAAGAAUCACAUUACAAGAAAGUCCUGGCAAGGUUCCGGCGGGACGGUUGCCUCGAUCCAAGGAUGCCAUUUUACUGGACGACCAGGUGGAUAUGUGUAAACCUGGAGAUGAAAUUGAACUGACCGGUAUCUACCAUAAUAACUAUGAUGGCUCGUUAAACAUUGCGAAUGGUUUCCCAGUGUUUGCCACGGUUAUUCAAGCCAACCACAUCACAAAGAAAGAUGAUAAAAUGGCUGCCAGCUGUUUGACAGAUGAAGACAUCAAAGCCAUUAUUCAUUUAUCCAAAGAUGAAAGAAUUGGAGAGAGGAUCUUCGCAAGUAUUGCACCUUCCAUUUAUGGUCACGAAGAUAUUAAACGUGCACUUGCCCUUGCCAUAUUUGGUGGUGAGCCUAAAAACCCUGGUGGCAAGCAUAAAGUGCGAGGUGACAUUAAUGUGUUAUGCUGUGGGGAUCCUGGCACAGCCAAAUCCCAGUUCCUCAAAUAUGUGGAGAAGACUGCACCUAGGGUAGUGUUUACCACCGGUCAAGGUGCCUCCGCUGUAGGUCUGACCGCUUAUGUCCAGAGGAAUCCCAUUUCCAAGGAAUGGACGUUGGAGGCAGGAGCUCUCGUGCUGGCAGACAAGGGAAUCUGUGUUAUUGACGAGUUUGAUAAGAUGAAUGACUCUGACAGAACAAGUAUACACGAGGCAAUGGAACAGCAGACAAUCUCCAUCUCCAAAGCCGGCAUAGUUACCUCCCUUCAGGCUAGGUGUGCUGUGUUGGCAGCAGCCAACCCUAUCGGCGGUCGGUAUGACCCUUCACUCACAUUUGCGGAGAAUGUUGAUCUGACAGAGCCAAUUGUGUCACGAUUUGACGUCCUGUGUGUGGUGAGGGACACAGUGGAUCCCAUUCAGGAUGAGAGACUUGCCAGAUUUGUGACUGGUAGUCACAUUAAACACCACCCCGAUGCAAGUGAUACCCAGGCUGAUGAGAAUCUGAACGUGCUGAACACAAACUCUUCUGUGGAGCCACUUCCUCAGGAUCUCCUGAAGAAAUACAUCACCUACUGUAAGGAGAAAGUGCACCCCAAGUUACACAAGAUGGAUCAGGACAAAAUUGCCAAGAUGUAUGCAGAACUCCGACGGGAAUCAAUGUCCACAGGAAGUAUUCCCAUCACAGUCCGUCAUAUAGAAUCCAUGAUCAGGAUGGCUGAGGCACACGCCAAAAUGCAUCUCCGCGAUUAUGUGAAUGAAGACGACGUUAAUAUGGCAAUCCGCAUCAUGCUCGAGAGUUUCAUUAGUACACAGAAAUUCAGCAUCACAAGAACCAUGAGAAAGACGUUCAGCCGCUACCUUGCCUUCAGAAAGGACAACAAUGAGCUUCUUCUCUUCAUCCUCACCCAGCUGGCUGCUGACCAGAUGUCCUUCAACAGGAAUAGGUUUGGCAUGGAGCAAGAGUCCAUUGAAAUUUCUGAAAAGGAUCUUCAGGAUAAGGCUCGACAGAUCAACAUCAGUAACCUGACAUCAUUUUAUGACAGUGAAAUCUUCAAAUCGAACCGAUUCAGUCGGGAUUCCAAGAGGAAAGUGAUCGUUCAAAGUGUGUGAAUGAUGGAAGGAUUUCCAAACUGUUAAUAAUGAACAAAACUGAUUAAUGUGCUAUAAGUUGAUAGCUGACAUAACUUUCCAGAAGAAAGGGUUAAGGUCUCUAUAUGCUGUGUAAGACAUAGGUCUUUACACUGCUAACGUACAAAAAUUCCUGGAACUGAACUUUCUCAUGCCAGUGAAUGCAGCAUUUGUUAAAUGUCAAGAAGUAUAGCUCAGAAUUUCAAAUAAUGUACAUGUCUUGGCUAUGUACAUGGAACUGUGAUUUUGUACAUGUAUAUUGUAUGUUGGUGCCUUGAGGAGAAACAACAUAUGUAUAUUUACCCUGAUGUUGCAUGUGCUAUUUUGUUUCAAACGACGUGUAUCAUCAAUCUUAUCUUGUAAAAUAAUGAAAAACUAAUGAAAUUUAAAUGUACAUUCAAUACAUGUAUUUAAAAAAUGUUAAGUAUAAUGUGUUUUUGUCUUCAGAAUGGUAAUCAUGAAUGAUUCUGUUUGAAGUAAACUACCUAUGGUACAGACAUUGAAAUUAAUUAAUUCUG
Molecule: messenger RNA, 3284 nt
Organism: Mizuhopecten yessoensis (Yesso scallop)
Lineage: Eukaryota; Metazoa; Mollusca; Bivalvia; Pectinida; Pectinidae
Product: DNA replication licensing factor mcm2-like
Exons: 15
Coding region: 70-2748 (892 amino acids)
Biological process (GO): DNA replication; double-strand break repair via break-induced replication; mitotic DNA replication initiation
Cellular component (GO): MCM complex; nucleus
Molecular function (GO): single-stranded DNA binding; ATP binding; single-stranded DNA helicase activity
Source: RefSeq, a predicted model, not a curated record